CGUACCGGUCUGUUUCCGGGGUGGAGCCAGGGAGGGUGGGCGUUUAGGCUGCGCCGACCCCUCAGCCCCCCUCCAGGAGACGUUCGGAACCCAGGACAUGUCUGGAUUGAGGAGAUACGAGGUGGCGCUGGAGGCUGAGGAGGAGAUCUACUGGGGCUGUUUCUACUUUUUCCCCUGGCUGCGCAUGUGGCGGAGGGAACGGAGCUCAGCGCACCCUCGGGAGCAGAAGCUGGAGCCUCUGCGGGGCCUGAUGAGCUGUCUGUCAAGCGGACUGGGCACUGCUCCCCAGCGCUCCGGUCGCAGCCUCCCCCGCCGCACCCCCGCUGCCACUGCCCAGCCAGCCGGUGCAUUAAAGAUUUAAACCGAAGCCACCGUCCUGCCCUCCUGAUUCUGCCGCCGCUGCCGCCAUUCGGGCUGGGAGCCCCUCUCCACGCCGGCUGUUUCCGUAUUGACAGGGCCUCUCUCCCUGAUAGGGUGUCCGUCCGUGUCCAGGCUCCCAUUAUUCGUAAGGGCCCCUCAUCAGAGUCAGGCCUCCCCUUACUACCAGUGAUUGCCUUCCACCACCUAAGCCCCCCGCCCCA
Molecule: messenger RNA, 581 nt
Organism: Balaenoptera acutorostrata (minke whale)
Lineage: Eukaryota; Metazoa; Chordata; Mammalia; Artiodactyla; Balaenopteridae
Exons: 4
Coding region: 98-361 (87 amino acids)
Source: RefSeq, a predicted model, not a curated record